Thermothelomyces thermophilus ATCC 42464 is the source of this 1141-nucleotide messenger RNA. Its product is annotated as D-amino acid oxidase-like protein. NCBI's taxonomy places the organism in Eukaryota, Fungi, Ascomycota, Sordariomycetes, Sordariales, Chaetomiaceae. The record is from RefSeq and is a predicted model, not a curated record. Gene Ontology annotation, molecular function: FAD binding; D-amino-acid oxidase activity. Bases 1 to 1089 code for a protein of 362 amino acids. The transcript has 4 exons.
AUGCCCACCAUCGUCGUCCUCGGCGCCGGCGUCAGCGGCCUUACGUGCGCGCUGCUGCUGGCGAAGCAGAAGGGCAACACCGUGACGGUCGUCGCAAAGCACAUGCCCGGCGACUAUGACAUCGAGUACACCUCGCCAUGGGCUGGUGCCAAUGUCCUACCAAUGAACCUCGAGAAAGACAGCCGCUGGGAACGCCGCACCUGGCCCGAAAUGCGCCGUCUGGCGGCCGAGGUCCCCGAAGCCGGGCUGCAUUUCCAAACCGCCCGCGUGCUCCGCCGCAAGGUCGACGUGGAAGCGGGUCUCAAGAGCGCCCUGGCGGACGGGCUGUUCCAGCUGUCGCCCUGGUACAGGGAGGUGAUGGACAACUUCCGCGAGCUGCCGGCGUCGGAGCUGCCGCCGGGGAUGCACUCGGGCGCCGAGUUCACGUCCGUCUGCAUCAACACGGCCAUCUACCUGCCCUGGCUGGUCGGCCAGUGCGCCCGCCACGGCGUCGUCUUCAGGCGCGCCGUGCUCAAGCACAUCUCGGAGGCGGCCCGCAUGAGCCACACGGGGCGGAGGGCCGACGUGGUGGUGAACGCGUCCGGCCUGCUGGCGUGCCGCCUGGGCGGCGUCAUGGACGCCAAGGUGCAGCCGGCGCGCGGCCAGAUCGUGCUGGUGCGCAACGAGGCGGCCGGCGUCAUGCCCACGACGAGCGGCUGCGACGACGGGGACGACGAGGUCGUCUACGUGAUGCAGCGCGCCCACGGCGGCGGCACCAUCCUGGGCGGCACGUACCAGAAGGGCAACUGGGAGGCCAACCCGGACCCCAACGUCGCCGUGCGCAUCAUGAAGCGCGCGGUCGAGACGCACCCGGAGCUGACGGGCGGCAAGGGCAUCGAGGCCUUGGACAUCAUCCGGCACGGGGUCGGGUUGAGGCCGUGGAGGGAGGGCGGGGUCAGGCUCGAGAAGGAACUGAUCGACGGGACGUGGGUUGUGCACAAUUACGGCCACGCCGGUUGGGGCUAUCAGGGAAGUUAUGGUUGUGCCGAGAGAGUGGUGGAGCUAGUGGACGAGAUCGUAGGGAGGACGAAGUGCGAGUCAAAGUUGUGAACUCAAAUGGCAUGCCAAUGGUAUACUAUAAAGAAAAAUAUUGGUAUAACCG